This is a messenger RNA of Humulus lupulus (European hop), 1530 nucleotides long. RefSeq lists its product as uncharacterized. Bases 1 to 1530 code for a protein of 509 amino acids. Gene Ontology annotation, molecular function: zinc ion binding. Lineage: Eukaryota; Viridiplantae; Streptophyta; Magnoliopsida; Rosales; Cannabaceae. The transcript is spliced from 3 exons. The record is from RefSeq and is a predicted model, not a curated record.
AUGGAGGAUCAUAGGCAAGCAAAAAGCAUCAUAAUUGGGGAAUUAAUAAAGAAUAAGUACAAGUCAGUCAAAAGAAAUUAUACUCCAAAUGACAUCAUGAAUGACAUGAAUGAUGACUUUGGAGUAACCAUGGGAUACACAAAAGCAUGGAGAUCAAGAGAAAAAGCUUUGCUUCUAGUAAGAGGGAACCAUGAUGAUUCAUAUCAAAAGUUGCCAAUGUAUCUUCACAUGUUGAAGCAAGCAAAUCCAGGAACAGUAACACAUCUGCUCACAGACAAUGAAGAUAGAUUCAAAUACUUGUAUAUAGCUUUCUCCAAUUCAAUCAAAGGUUGGAGAUACUUGAGGCCUAUCAUUGUUGUUGAUGGAACUUUCUUAAAAAAUGCACAUGGCGGCACACUAUUUUCAGCAUCAACAUUAGAUCCAAACAACAACAUUUUUGUCUUGGCUUUUGGAAUAGCAGACUCAGAAAAUAAUAACUCUUGGCUUUGGUUCUUCUCCAAACUAAGAGACACAUAUGGAGAACCCGAAGGAUUGGCUAUUGUUUCUGACAGACACAAGAGCAUAGAGAAUGCAGUACAUAUAGUGUACCCAAAUGCGUUCCAUGGAGCUUGCAUGUAUCACUUGCUCAAUAAUUUGAAAAGCAAGUAUGGAAACCAUGGAGAACAGCUACAAAUGAAUUUCAUUGCAGCAGCAAAAGCAUGCACAAAAACAGAAUGUGAACACUACAUGAGAAGCCUUGAUAGACUUGACAGGCGCAUUAGACCCUAUUUAGAGAAAGUCAAAUAUGAAACUUGGGCAAGAUCAUACUCACCAACAAAAAGAUACACCAUGAUGACAUCCAACAUCGCAGAAUCGCUCAACGCUGCACUAAAAGCUGCAAGAAAUCUCCCUAUUGAUAUAUUGGUUGAAUGUCUUAGAAGUUUGGUUCAAAAGUGGGUUUGGAACAAUUCAAAUAAUGCAAAUGGAACAUUCACAAAAGUGUCUACAGCAACAGAAAAUGAAUUGAGACAUGACAUUGUUUCAAAAAUGAAGUAUGAGGUCUUGUCUUUCAACCCAAUAGAAUAUCAAGUUCGUGAUGAAAAAAGGACCAAUUUCACAGUAAAUAUUCACAAUAGAACUUGUACAUGCAAUAGGUUUCAAGAAGAUGAAAUGUCUUGUGGGCAUGCAAUAGCUGUAAUUGCAAAGAGAAACUUGGGAGUAUAUGAUUACUGUGCAAAGUUUUACAAAACAGAAACUUUGAAAGCAAUGUAUGAAGAAAAUGUUCAUCCUUUGCCCCAUAAAGAUGAAUGGAAUCUACCACAACACUUAGACAUAGUGGUGCUACCUCCAAAGGCAACAAUCCCUGCAAGAAGACCAAGAAAGAAAAGAAUAAGAUCAAGAGGAGAACCAAAAGUGAUAAUCACAUGUGGUAAAUGUGGCCACCAGGACAUAACAGGAAGACUUGCAGGAAUCCACCAAUUGACAAGGCAAACAAGCAGAAAAAACAAAAGUCAUAGCUUGAUAUAUUACAGAAAAACAACCAUAUCAUAG